Tachyglossus aculeatus (Australian echidna) is the source of this 3898-nucleotide messenger RNA. RefSeq names its product CAS1 domain containing 1 (gene CASD1). NCBI's taxonomy places the organism in Eukaryota, Metazoa, Chordata, Mammalia, Monotremata, Tachyglossidae. Gene Ontology annotation, cellular component: Golgi membrane. The coding region runs from base 33 to 2462 and encodes 809 amino acids. The record is from RefSeq and is a predicted model, not a curated record. Gene Ontology annotation, molecular function: N-acetylneuraminate 9-O-acetyltransferase activity. The transcript has 18 exons.
CGGGGGGGGGGUGGUGUCAUGGCGGAGCCAAGAUGGCGGCGCUCGCCUACCACCUGGGCCGGCGCGAGAUCAACCACUACUUCAACGUGAGGACCGCCAAGCUGCUCGCCCUGGCCGCCGCCCUGCUGCUCGCCGCCGGCCACGCCGCCUCCCGCCGCUACCGGGGCGAUGACUCAUGCGAGUCCCUUCUCUCCAGCGGCCGAUUUCUCGGGGAUAAAGUGUGGCAGCCGCACAGCUGUAUGAUGCACAAAUAUAAAGUCAGUGAAGCCAAAAGCUGCCUGGUGGAUAAGCACAUCGUGUUUGUGGGAGAUUCCAGAAUUCGCCAGCUGUUCUAUUCCUUCGUGAAGAUCAUCAACCCUCAGUUCAGAGAAGAAGGAAACAAGCAUGAAAACAUUCCUUUUGAAGACAAAGCGACGGCCGUGAAAGUGGACUUCCUGUGGCACCCAGAGGUCAACGGCUCCAUGAAGCAGUGUAUCAAAGCAUGGACGGAGGAUUCUGCGGCAAAGCCACACAUCAUUGUGGCAGGCGCAGCCACGUGGUCUAUCAAGAUGCGCAACGGCAGCAGCGAAGCCCUGGCGCAGUAUAAAAGCAACAUGUCGGCCCUGGCGCCACUGCUGGAGAAGCUGGCCAAGACCAGUGAUGUUUACUGGGUGCUGCAAGACCCCGUGUCGGAAGACCUCCUGAGCGAGGGGCGGAAGAUGAUCACCAACCAGCAGAUCGAUGCCUACAACGAGGCGGCGGUCGUCAUCCUGAACGGCAGCGCCCGCGGCACCAAGUCCCACGUGCGGGUGUUCAGCGUGUCCACGCUCAUCGCUCGGGAGACCAUCGCCAAGUCCCCGGACGGCCUGCACCUCCCAGAGUCCAGCAGGGAGACGAGCGCCAUGAUCCUCAUGAACGUGUACUGCAACAAGGUCCUGCGACCGGUGGACGGGUCCUGCUGCCGGCCCCGUCCCCCCCCGACCCUCCUGCAGAAGCUGGCCGCCGCCUUCUUCGCCCUGUCCAUGGCCGGCUACGCGCUCUUCUACCUCGUCCGCCGCCACGGCCGCCGCAGGAACAAGCCCUGCCCCGACCCGGAGGGCGGCAGCGGCGGCAACGACGAGGGUGACCGGAAAUCCGCGUCCUCGACCGCCGCGAUCGCCGCGGCGUCGCCUCCGCCACCGGAGCUGCUCCUGCAGUCGCUGUGCAAGCUGGGCCUGAUCAUGGCCUACUUCUACCUGUGUGACCGGGCUGACUUCUUCAUGAAGGAGAACAAGUUCUACACCCACUCGGCCUUCUUCAUCCCCAUCAUCUACAUCCUGGUCUUAGGCGUCUUCUACAACGAGAACACCAAGGAGACCAAGGUGCUGAACAGGGAGCAGACGGACGAGUGGAAGGGCUGGAUGCAGCUGGUGAUCCUCAUCUAUCACAUCUCCGGAGCGAGCACGUUUUUGCCCGUGUACAUGCACAUCCGUGUGCUGGUGGCAGCCUACCUCUUUCAGACCGGCUACGGACACUUCUCCUUCUUCUGGCUCAAAGGAGACUUUGGCAUCUAUCGGGUGUGCCAGGUGCUGUUCCGGCUGAAUUUCUUAGUGGUGGUGCUGUGCAUCGUGAUGGACCGGCCCUACCAGUUCUACUAUUUCGUCCCGCUGGUCACCGUCUGGUUCGUGGUCAUCUACGUCACCUUGGCCCUGUGGCCACAGAUCGUCCAGAAAAGGGCCAACGGAAACUGCUUCUGGCACUUGGGUCUGCUGCUGAAACUGGCGUCCCUGUUCUCGUGCAUCUGCUUCCUGGCGUAUUCUCAGGGAGCGUUCGAGAAGAUCUUCUCGCUGUGGCCGCUGUCCAAGUGCUUUGAGCUCAACGGCAACGUCUACGAGUGGUGGUUCCGGUGGAAGCUAGACCGCUACGUGGUGUUCCACGGCAUGGUGUUCGCCUUCGUCUACCUGGCGCUGCAGAAGCAGCAGGCGCUGUCCGAGGGGAAGGGCGAGCCCCUCUUCUCCACCCGCGUCUCCAACUGCCUGUUGUUUGUCUCCGUGGUGUCCUUCCUGACGUACUCCAUCUGGGCAAGCAGCUGCAAGAACAAGGCCGAGUGUAAUGAGCUUCACCCGUCCGUGUCCGUGGUGCAGAUCCUCGCCUUCGUCCUGAUCCGCAACAUCCCUGGCUAUGCCCGGUCCGUCUACAGCUCCUUUUUCGCCUGGUUCGGGAGGAUCUCUCUGGAGCUGUUCAUCUGCCAGUACCACAUCUGGCUGGCGGCGGACACACGGGGCGUGCUGGUCCUCAUCCCCGGCAACCCGGUGCUCAACGUGGCCGUCAGCACCUUCAUCUUCGUAUGUGCCGCCCAUGAGGUGUCGCAGAUCACCAACGACCUGGCGCGGGUCUUCAUCCCCAAGGAUGGCUCCGCCCUGCUCCGCCGGCUCGGCUGGACGGCCGGCUUCUUUUCCAGCCUCCUCCUCGUCUCCUCCCUCCAGGACCGGCGGGGACACUGACGCUCACUCUCACACCCCCUCCCGGGGUCGUCGCCGCGGCGGCCGGCCGCACCCAGGUGACCGGCACCCCGCCAGGGUCCGGGUGGAGCCGCGUGGGCGGGCGUGAGCCCGCGGUGGCCGGGGGCUUCCCCUCGGGACGGCGUGCGGGAUGGAAACGCACGUGGGCUGGGCCGUCUCGCUUUGGCUUCUGUCAGGGUGGCCGUCGGAAUGGAGCAGUCGGUGGAUCGGGAAUCAGGAUUCUGAUUUGGGGGCGCCUCCUCGAGCCGAGGACAGCCCAGGUUCCUGGGAGAGCAGCCCAGGGGUGCGGAUGGGGCCUCGUGGCCGGUUGGACUCGCCGGGCACCACCGGGCCCUGUGGGAGAAGGGUGGGGAGACUCAGGGUGGGGUCAGCAGAACUUAUUCCGACACGUCCAGCAGUGACUCCACUGGCCCGUUCCCUUCCGGCCUCGGGCAGUUGCUCCUGCUCUCCCCCCCUCCACUGAGCCUCUCGACAUCCAGCUGGCGCGGUGGCUGGGCAGAGGGCAGAGGGAUGAGCUCUGCUUGGUCAGAAGACCGUCGCCCGCCUGGCAUCGUCUUGUGAGGGUCAGCCCUGGUUUCGGCCGCUCCUGGGCUACGAUCCCCUUGGCCGAGGGGAGGUACCGGAGCAAACGUGGGCGGCCCGAGCCUCUAACCUGCUGCUCUGUGCCGGGCGAGCCCUGUUCCGGGAUGGGGCGGAGUCGGCCCGGCUCCCGCUCCCGGGUCCGUCCGCGGGGUGUUCCGGAUGCGGGCGGGGAGUGAGCGUAGACACGUUUUUGCUGGUCUGGCUCCGGCCGGCUUUGGGCUCCGGCCUGGACCCACGAGUUUGCUCUUGAGCUGUGGCGAUUCCUUCCUCUCGGACACGUCAUCCAACGAACCUUCCCGGUGCCCCCUCUGCUUCUCCUGCGUCGGGGGCUGUGUCCACCCGGCUCCGAUCAGUCCUCUCUGUCUGCCCCUCCGCUCGGCACUGUGCCCCCUCUGCUUGGAGCGGAGCUCCGUUGGCCCCUCAGCUCCUCACGGUACACUUCGGCCUCUCCACUCCGCUCGGUACGCCCUACCUAUCCCUCCACUCCGGUGGUCACUGCCUUUCCCCUCCUCCUCCCUGCCCGGUACUCGUCCCUUCUCCCCAGGCCGCCCACUCAGAGGACUUCGGUGGCCCACACAAUUGCCUUUCCCCAUGAACGUUUUCACCCCUCGGGUGACAUGGGGAAGGUUUUCCCAGGUUCGUUUUGUAGAUAGAAACGUAUUUAUCUGUUGUACAGAUUUGGUUUUGAUUUUUAUUGGUGGAAAGAUUGCACUUGUUCGUCCUUACUGUAUGUGGGGUAAAAUGUAUUUUCUGUUGGUUCUGUGAGGAUUCCGAGUAAUUUAAAUGGUCAAUAAAUGUUCUGUGGAUGCUUAUUUUUGUAUCGGGCGAGGCCUCGA